AUGGCACAGAAUGGAGCAGUUCCGGAGCUGCCAGAGGCUGUUUCAAAACCUCCUGAAGGUGUCGUCCUUCCCCCUAAGGACAUAAGAGCAAUCAUUGAGAAAACUGCGGGUUACGUGGCUCGAAACGGUCCUGUAUUUGAAGAUCGAAUUCGCGACAAGGAACAGGCGAAUCCUAAAUUUUCUUUCCUUUCACCAUACGAUGCGUAUGCACCAUUUUACCAGUGGCGACUAUCAGAGGUGCGGUCAGGACGGGGAACCGUGGUUUCGGCGGGAAGAGCAGGAGAUGCUACACCUGUGCCAGAGAAGCCCAAAGGGCCGGAGCCUCCUCCAGAGUUUCAGUUCAGUGCUCGGAUGCCAAAUAUUAGUGCAUUGGAUUUGGAGGUUGUCAAGUUGACGGCUCUACACGUUGCACGCAAAGGAAAGAGUUGGAUGACCGCAUUGUCACAACGAGAGGCGCGAAAUUUCCAAUUCGACUUUCUCCGUCCACAGCACUCUUUGUACAAUUUCUUCCAAAGACUGGUAGACCAAUACACGAUCCUCCUCCAGACCGGCCCCGAAGGCCAGAAAGCUGAACAAGCACGGAUACAAGCGCUCCAAGCCAACGUACAGGACCGGUUUCGUGUUCUCAACCUGGCCAAGAAACGUUCGGAAUUUACCAAAUGGCAAGAAACGCAGAAGCAGAAAAAAGAGGAGGCAGAAGAGGCAGAAAGACUUGCCUAUGCGCAGAUUGAUUGGCACGACUUCGUGGUUGUCGAAACAGUCUUGUUCACAGAAGCUGACGAUCAGGCUGAACUCCCACCCCCGACAACAUUGAACGACCUACAGAGCGCGAGUCUCGAACAAAAGGCAAUGAUGAGUCUGGCUCGACCCGACAUGCGAAUUGAAGAAGCAAUGCCCACGGAUGACAUGGAUGGGUACUCUUAUCCCGGCUACAACGAUCCCUAUACCCAACCCCAGAACAACGGUUGGGCCCCGGAAGCAGCAGCAGCAGCAGCACCGCCACCACCAGAAGCAGCAAGGCCAGCCUACACACCAUCCUCAGUCCCCCCUCAGGCUUCAUCUUCUCCAGCACCAAUACCAUCCUACGCACCAGCUCCAACCGUACCACCGCCAGCAGCGGUGCCAUCUCCACUUCCUCCUCCAUCGACCGCCUCGCCGGCACCAGCUCCAGGCCAACCUCCCAUGCGCAUUAAAUCAGACUACAUUCCGCGGGCACAACAACGAGCGACCCGCGCCGCCACUGCUCUAUGUCCGAACUGUGGGCAGCAAAUUCCUGUGGCAGAACUCGACGCUCAUUUGCGAAUCGAGCUCCUCGACCCCCGUUGGAAGGAACAACAGUCCAAGUCUGCGGCACGGUUCUCAACCACGAAUCUUGGUGGCACAGAUGUUGCCGCAAAUCUCAAGCGUUUACGGGCCAGAACCGAUGGCACUGGUGCGAGUGCCGAUCCUGUGGCCGAGGCCGCGGCGAGGGUGCUUGGCGAGCAGGAAGAAGAAGAGGAGGAGGAGGAGAGACGUAAGAGAAUGCGCCUUGAUGGCACCACUGAUCCUGGAGUGUACCCUGGCGUCGGUGCACAACAGCAACCGAUGAACGUACAGGAGCAGAUUCGGCAGAUUCACAACAAAUAUAAGUCAUGA
Messenger RNA from Rhinocladiella mackenziei CBS 650.93, 1635 nucleotides. RefSeq lists its product as uncharacterized. Gene Ontology annotation, cellular component: U2-type prespliceosome; catalytic step 2 spliceosome; U2 snRNP. Gene Ontology annotation, molecular function: RNA binding. NCBI's taxonomy places the organism in Eukaryota, Fungi, Ascomycota, Eurotiomycetes, Chaetothyriales, Herpotrichiellaceae. Gene Ontology annotation, biological process: regulation of alternative mRNA splicing, via spliceosome; mRNA cis splicing, via spliceosome. The transcript has a single exon. The record is from RefSeq and is a predicted model, not a curated record. Bases 1 to 1635 code for a protein of 544 amino acids.